Messenger RNA from Cornus florida, 597 nucleotides. RefSeq lists its product as uncharacterized. The transcript has a single exon. The coding region runs from base 1 to 597 and encodes 198 amino acids. Lineage: Eukaryota; Viridiplantae; Streptophyta; Magnoliopsida; Cornales; Cornaceae. The record is from RefSeq and is a predicted model, not a curated record.
AUGGAUGCACUUCAAUAUCUUUCCUCUCUCAGCUGUGAAUUGAGAAUCAUAAGAGCCAAAAAUAUGGAGUUUGUCAAGUCCACGGGACACUUGUUUGUUAGGUGCUAUCUCUCUGCAGGAAACAACAAGAGAGUUCGAAUUAACAGCCAAGAAAUCUCAUCAAAAUCAGACCUAUUUUGGGACGAGUCGUUCUCAUUGGAGUGUGCAGGCACCAAAGACUCCAUGGACAUGCUCGUGCAAGGAAGCGUCGUUCUCGAGCUCCGAUGGAGAAGCACUGUACCAGUUCUGGGGAAACUUGGCGGGUCACGUCUCUUGGGUAGAGGUGAGAUUCCAUGGAAAACUGUUUUCGAAUCCCCGGAGAUGGAGAUAGAGCAAUGGUUUAGCUUGGUUCCCAUGAGUAGACGCGUGCAUGAAGAUGUCAAACCUCCUGCACUGCAAGUAUGGAUGAAGGUUCGAGUUCCGGCAACGAUAGAGACGGUGCCGAGGAGGAAAAAUGGGAGAUUGACAAAGUGGGACGAGUGUGGAUGCAUGGCUGGUGGGUGCCGUUGUGCAGAUUAUGAGAUUUUUGCAUUAGCUGCAGCUUUGGAUGCCUUUUAG